This is a messenger RNA of Sordaria macrospora k-hell, 1242 nucleotides long. RefSeq lists its product as uncharacterized. NCBI's taxonomy places the organism in Eukaryota, Fungi, Ascomycota, Sordariomycetes, Sordariales, Sordariaceae. Gene Ontology annotation, biological process: regulation of DNA-templated transcription. Gene Ontology annotation, molecular function: zinc ion binding; DNA-binding transcription factor activity, RNA polymerase II-specific. The record is from RefSeq and is a predicted model, not a curated record.
AUGUCAUUUCAGUAUCCUCCGCCACCGCCCCAGAACGGCACAGAUAUGGAUAUCCAGCAUUCGGGGUACAUGCCUUAUCCCGUUCCGCCCUCUGGGUCCUCAGGAAUGGACCUUAGGCACAGCCCCGAGACUGGUAGAGAUCGAUCAGAUUCCUACCCGUUCGCAACGAAGCCGAACCGUUCCAUGUCUACAUCGCAAACAAGCCAACCACCGCUCACACCACGCGACCCGACGACACCUGACCAGGGUCUUUCAGGGGACAAAAGAAGGAACAAACUCGGCUAUCAUCGCACAUCUGUCGCUUGCGGGCAUUGCCGUCGUAGAAAGAUCAGGUGCAUCCCAUCCCAAAACGACGUACAGGCUCGAUGUGUCAACUGCAUUCGUCUGAAGAAAGAAUGCAGCUUCUACCCAGUAGACCAACAACCCCCGCAAGACACCCGACAGAAGUCGGUACAAAGGUCUUCUACCGGACCUAAAGUCACGUCCACAUCUUCAUCACCAGCGAUGCAAAGCGGGAUUCCCUCAGAAGUUCACGGUCAUUCCAACUAUCCACAUUUGUCACUAGCAUCAAUCACGAACAUGCCUCCCCCAAUGAAGCCUUCAGGUACAGAAGAUUACGCACCAGACUCCAAGAUUCCCCCCAGCGCCACAAGCACUCGAUCGUACGAAUAUGGUCAGCACGGUAUGGCUAACUGGAUGUCUCCUGACGCCGGUCCAAACACGUCCAAACCGAGCGACAUGAACCCGAACUGGAGAUCCUACCCGAGUGAAUCCUCCAUCACCCCCGCCUUUUCCCCUUACACGCCUCACGGUCCCCAAUCCGCCACUUGGUCAGCAGCACCCAUGGGCUCUGAGCCCUCGCGAGAUGACCUGGCGUGGUCAUCAUCGGGCUAUCCUGCCCCUCCCUCCCGCUCGAUGUCUUUUGGCGGCGGUGGCGACGGGAUGGCUAGCCAACAGGAUCCUGCGACCUCGCAAAUGGGUGGUGGUGUUGGUCGCCUGUAUGACCGCAAGUCGUCUGCUAUGUCCAGCGAUAUCUACCCCUCGCCAAUUGCUACCACCAUUCCUGGAAUCGAUACCGUAUCGGGAACAAGUCACGAUCACCAUUCGGCCAUCUCAGCUGGAGCUGUCCCCCCAGCCGGCUAUGCGUCGUGGCAGCAACCUUAUCAACAGUACUCCAAGCCUGCUGAGGGCUAUUCGGCAUGGUAUGGAGAAGGUGGAAACCAGCAGGGCCAUGGGAUGUAG